Cladocopium goreaui is the source of this 1113-nucleotide messenger RNA. The record is from the annotation of a GenBank genome assembly. Lineage: Eukaryota; Dinophyceae; Suessiales; Symbiodiniaceae.
AUGUCGCCAAAGAAGGUUGCAAAGCCUGCGAUGAAAAAGGCGAAGGCGAAGCCGCUGAAAGCCAUGAAGAAGCCUGCGGCGGCAUCGGGUCCGCAUACAAAGGGGCGAAGUGAGUUUAGCGGUGCAGUGUGUGAUGAAGCCAAAAAGCACCCAUUGGGAGGGUUGGCGCUGGGCGACCUAGCGCAUGCCGGAGCUCCUGCUUCAGAGGGGCUGCAAGAUGUCUGGAAAAAUGCCUUGCGGGACACUUACCAGAAGUACCACAAGGGCACUGUACUUGCAUGGGUUUCACCAGACUGUUUGAAAGGCGCGCCCAGCUGCUGGCAUUUGUUCAGGCAGGUCCAUAAAGCAUAUGACCACAACAACCAGCCAAAAGACGCCGACACCAACAUGGUCGCAUUUUUGCCUGUGAAGAAGUUCUCAGAAGUGUUUCCAAAGCCAGUCGAGAGUGAGGAACCCUACGAUGCAUAUGUCUUUUGCCGUGGUGAUGAUGCUAGGGAAGCAGUGCAGGCUUUUGUCGCCGCAGAUGGUGUGAAGUACGACCUGAAGGUUAAGGAGGGCAUGUGCAGCAUCGGGAAGUUCAUUACCAUCACCCAAGCAUACCCCACGGAGUUGGAGCAGGCAGCCAAAGAUUUGAAGAAGGUUGAGUUCAACCAUGACGAGGCAAGCCAACUCCGGUUGGUAGGACGGAACGGCUUCCCCAAAGAUGCAACAUACAACUGCAUCACCAAGAACGACAUCAAGGACGAGGUCAAGAAGCUGGCGAACAUGCGGAAUGUGAAGGUGAGCCUUCGUGAGGCACCUGACUGGUGCAUUGAUGGCACAGAGAAGUACAUCAAGGUGUCCGUCAAAGGACCGGUGCAUUGGUUCAGUUUGAGGAUGCGAGCAUGCCGAAUUCUCAGGCACCGACACCUAGGUGGCUUGCCAAAUGGUGGAGAAGAUUGCGAGCCUGAGUCGCAAGACCUGAGCGAGUCUGAGGUGGAGAACUUGCGGCAAGCUCCUUUGGCUUGGACCCUGUCCAGCAAAUGUUUGAAGGAAGGCUCGCCAGACUCAGAUCAUCCAGGGACCCCUGAGAAGGAGGUGGGUUCGUCUCAAAGAAUGCCAUCCACUGAAUGA